Messenger RNA from Ooceraea biroi (clonal raider ant), 1374 nucleotides. Its product is annotated as protein LZIC. Lineage: Eukaryota; Metazoa; Arthropoda; Insecta; Hymenoptera; Formicidae. Gene Ontology annotation, molecular function: beta-catenin binding. The record is from RefSeq and is a predicted model, not a curated record.
AGGAGUUCACUAGCCACUCCAGCGUCCAGCUUCCCCUUAUUAUGCUUACAUCCCUGAUGAUUCCACGAUUCAACAGGAGGUUGAGUGCAGUUGAAUGUAUUUUUAUUUUCAUGAAAUACAACCUAAUAAAUAAUUUGGUCAAUUAGAAGAACUUUUUAUUCUGGGACUUUACGAUGAGUUUUAAAUAGUUUUGGAAAAAACUGGAAGAAAAUAAAAGCGUUGACACUUGACAUUACUCUUAGUAUCAAAGAUACCGAAAGAGAAGAUCGGCGUUUCCGGCAUAACCUAUACAUCUAUUUCUUCCUCAAUUAUAUAAAUUUCCUUAUUUUUUUCUGUUUUGUCGUACGUUUUCACGUUUCGUUACUUGAAAAUGAGUUCUCAUGGGAAAGCAGAAACUGAUAGACUGAGGAAAAACCUGGAGGAACAGUUAGAUCGACUCGUGCAGCAACUUGAAGAUCUAGAGGAAUGCAGGGUUACCCUCGAUGAGACGGAUUACCAGGAAUGCAAGGGAGAUACAAUGGAACAGCUACGUGAAUUCAACGACAGUCUGCAAAGAAUGAUAUCUGGGAAUAUGACUUUGGUCGAUGAACUUGGAGCAAUGCAGUUGGCGACUCAGGCAGCUAUCAGUACAGCCUUCCAAACGCCAGCUGUGAUAAGGAUGUUUGGUAAGCGCGAGCCUGCUGGACUCAGAGAACGUCUCUUGCAAAUCGAGCGUGACGAAAAACUGGGAAAACUAAAUAAAGAAGCCACAGAUCGCCAACGUGGAGAAGUACUGAGCGCUCUGAGACAGCUUGGAGAGAAGUUGGAACCGUCUGAACUACAGUUGCUGGAGCGAUUAUCCUUGAAUAGCAUAGAUACCAGCAGGUACGUGCAAAUUACCGAAACAACGGAAAAAGGUAAAAUGGCUCUCGAUGUAGUUGGCAAGGAAGUCCGAGCUACGCAAGAUAUUUGAAUUGCAUCAAAAGUAACGUGACUGUGGUGCCGUAAUAUAAUCCUUACUAUAAAUAAGGCUGUUAUUUUUAACCUAAUAUACGUUUUGUGAGGUUUAUUGAAUAUCAUGAUAAUUAUUAUUUGACGAAAUAAAAUAUCAGUCAGAAAUUUUGUCAAAUAUAAAUAAUAUAAAAAUAUAAUUGUGAGCACACAGUGUUAGAAUAUUUAUACAAUUUUGAGAAAAAUAUUAAUUAUUGUUUGUUUAAGUUAUUUUCUGUGACGAACGAUAUAUAAUGUACAGAUUCUAAAUAUAAGUCUACAUACUGAGCAUGAUUUUGUAGUACAUCUAGUGUUAACGUACACAAAUGCGUUCUGUAUAUUGUUUACAAAAUUGUUUUGUUAUGAUACAAAUAUAUUGUUUCUAUGACUUUCGCUCUACGAAAA